CUGCCAUGAGGACACUUGUACACAUAUAGACCUGUGUGUAAGCCCCAUCUUAGUUCUUUUACUCACCCACACACACUCACACACACGCACAAACAAAGCAAGACAGAUGUGUGACAAGAGACACAAAGAAGCAUCUUACUACGAGGGAGAGAAGAGACACCGAAACAGCCAUCGUCCUCGUAAGUCCCAUGGGAAGAUGUCUUCCGUCCUGCUGAUGGUGAUUUUGUCCAUGUUUUCUGAAGGUUUUGCAUCGAAGACAGUAGACACUUCCAGCACUGAAAUUAUAUCAACAGAGUCGUCCCAAGACGAGGUGUCAGAGAGGUGUAUUGUAGAUUCUGUGGCCCUGACCAGCCGUUUGCUCGAGACCCCAGAGACCGUGUUCCAGCUGGUGAAUGCGUCCUGCAGCUACGUCCAGGCUUUCCACUUCUGCCAGAGCCACUUCAGCUCCCUCACAGUUCAGGGUCAGCAUGGGGAUGAAGAGGGCAUGAGGAAGGUUCUGGCCGGGACGCAACGCCCCGUCUGGGUCAGAGACAGCAGCAAACGCAACCCUACAUCCUCACAGAGUCUUUCCAAGCAGAAUGUUUUCUUCUCAGGAUUGUCCUUCUCUGGCAACUCUAAAGAUGGGUACGCACGAGUGGAGGCAUCAUUCCCACCACUGUCCGCUGUGAGCGUAUGCUUACGUGCACAGUUUGCCCUACACCAUGAAGACGUGUCCACUCUGUUCUCAUACGCCGCACCCACCUUGACGAACGAAUUCCAGCUCCGCGGACGUUUAGACAAGCCCAAGCACCAGGUCCUGCUAGCCCUCAUCAUCCACGGAAAGCACCAUUCUUACAAAGCUUGGUUUCCCAACAAAGGUGACUGGCACCAUAUUUGCGUUACCUGGCAGGGAAGUGAUGGACUUUGGGAUAUCUAUGUGGACGGCGAAAAACGCGACUCAGCCUCGAGGAAAGGCUCGUCCCGGGAUAUCUACGGGAAUGGGAUAUUUAUUCUGGGACAGGACCAGGAUUCUUUUGGGGGGAAUUUCACAGAGCCAUUUUUGGGGAACAUGACGGAUCUAAACAUUUGGAAUUCACGCCUGGCCAAGGAACAGAUUCAGACGCUUUUCACCUGUUCACCUACCUCAGAUCCGAUGCUGUUUUUCAGCUGGCAGGAGCGCAAUUUAACUCUCCACACUGUUGUGAAGGAGAUAGCAGAAAUGGUGAAAUGCCCCGGUUUGCUGCAGCAGAAACAUAAAGAACAGGAUUCCUGCCAAGUUCUGAGUGACUUUAGUCAAGGUGGACCAAAAUACAGCCUGACACCUUGCUCAAACACUUAUCCCUUCAUCUGCAAAAUCAGCAGAGACCGCUAUCUGAAGAAGAAAGAGCUGGAGAAAUCGUUGAUUUUGCACCCGAGUCCCUUCAUGCAAAACCUCAUGAAACAUGGCGUGACCACCACAGAUAUCCUUGGUAUGCCCGAUGCAGACAACUCCUGGGCUGGAGUCUCUCAUCUGGUUAAUAUCUCAGAGUAUUACUUGCGCGAGUCCCAGGGCCAGCUUGAAAUCAGGGAUGUUCCCUCUCUGCUUGGGAUGCUGUCUCGUGUUGCCGAGCUGCCAACCACAGGUGGCCAGAGCCAUGCGAAGGCACACACCCUCAGCCGCAGCAUCAUCAGUCUGGCGGAUACGCUCAUGAGUGAGGAGAUCAUGGACAAAUGGGAGACCAUCAGAGAGGUUGUUAGUGGACCAAUGGUUGUGGUGCAGACCAUCGACAGCAUGGCGUCUAACCUCAGCCCGCUGCUCCUGGGGGACACCGACCAUGUGCAGAUAAACAGCAGCAAUAUCAGACUGCAGGUCAAACAGAAGAAUGUGUCUGAGAGUUCUCAUGGAUCAGAGUUCUGCGGUUUCGGCACAGCCGGUCCCACGGGUCUGGACUGCAUCUCUGUUCCACCUCAAAGCAUACAGGAGCUCCACAAUGAGGGUUUCGGGAAAGUGACUCUGUUAAACGCGUGGUACGGCCCCUUGAGGCCGCUUUUGAAUGGCCAGGAGAACAUCACGCUCAUCCCGACCAGCACUGACGCCUCUUUCAAAUAUAAGGGGACAGUCCUGGGCUCGUCGCUCAUUUCUAGCACAGUGAUGGCUGAUGGCAAGUUCGUCAGUCUGGGUGUGCAGUACACGCUCCGCCAUCACACUCAGAGCACUUCGGGGAUCGUCCGUAAGCCGAUCUGUGCCUUUUGGGAUUUCGAGCUCCUGGCAGUGGAUAAAGGAGGAUGGUCGACUGAUGGCUGUGAGGUCAUUUCCUCACAAGAAGACAUGACUUCCUGUUACUGUAACCACACCACCAACUUCGCCUUGCUCAUGCAGAUUUAUGAGGUUCAGCGUUCCCCAGAAGAGGAAAGAGGUUUACAGAUUCUGAGCUUCGUCGGCUGUGGAGUGUCUCUGUGUGGACUGAUUUUCACCUUCAUCCUCUUCAUUGCCGUGAGUGUCCCUAAAUCUGACCGCACUACAGUGCAUAAAAAUCUGAUAGUAGCUUUGGCUGCUGCUCAGUUUCUCCUCAUCUUCAGCUUCUGGGCUUCUGCUAACCAGGAGCUGUGUUUGUUGGUGACGGCGCUCCUUCACCUGUUCUUCCUGGCCUCUUUCUGCUGGAUGCUGGUUGAAGGGCUGCUGCUCUGGAGCAAAGUCGUCUCUGUGAAUAUCAGUGAGGACAGAAGAAUGAGAUUCUACUACGCACUGGGCUGGGGUUUGCCAGUUGUCAUUGUCUCUGUAACCUUGACAGUGUCGCUGAAAAAGUACAAGGCGGAGCAGCAUUGCUGGCUCGACACCGAGUCUGAUAUUAUUUGGGCUUUUGUUGGGCCUGUACUGUUUGUUCUUACAGUCAACACUGUGGUCUUGUGCCGGGUCGUCAUGGUAACCAUCUCUAGCGCACGGCGCCGGGCCAAAAUGUUGGCUCCAAGCUCCGCCUCCAAAUCAAAGCCCCUGGAUUUGACGUGGGCAGCGACGCGGCCUGUCUUGAUUCUGAUGCCGGUUCUGGGUCUCACAUGGCUCUGUGGGGUCCUGGUGCACCUGUCUGUGGUUCUGGCCUACCUGUUUGUUGCACUUAAUGCCUUCCAGGGUUUGUACAUAUUCCUGGUGUAUGCAGUUUACAACAGUGAGGUGCAGAACGCUAUAAAGAGAAUUCAGGAGAAGAGGAAAGCUCUAUCGUUUACUAAUUGCUCUCAGCCAAUCAGCUUCUUGCCAUCUCAGCGGACUCCUGGUGCCUCAUGGGUAGACUGCUUGCCCACCCCUUCCAGCCCGGAGAACAGUAGCUCCAGUCAAAUGACCAACUCCACAGCCAGCUCGCUCGUCAUUAAGAAUGAAAGUUUCGGAAAUGACAAACUUGUAAGCUUCUCAGUAAAACCGACUGUGGAAAAUCCAGUGGUUCAGCUGAUGGCCUUCAAACCCUCAGCCUAACGAAGGGUCCUGAAGACAGGACACUCAUGGACUACACAUGCUGCUGACCUACACACACACACACACACACACACACACACACACACACACACACACACACACGGCGAAGCAGCUGGAGAAGAGCGGGCCUCUCCCACACUGCAGCUCCCCCCCCACACCGCUUUCCCAGGGUUAAAGCAAAACAGUACUGUGUGUGUGUGUGUGUGUGUGUGUGUGUGUGUGUGUGUGAGAGAGAUAACAGUGCCGAAGCUCUUCUGGGUUUCUUCUCUUCACUCUUCACAGUGAACAUGGAGCGUAGUUAGUGUUAGGAGUGGACACACAGCGAGUCGCACCGCGCCGAUCCUUCAGGACAGACUGCUUCAGCUGUCAGUGAGACGCUUUAACCCUGACUGUAGCUGAGUAGGUUAAUGUAAAUACACCACGCUGCACACUGACGUACCACACACUGACGUACCACACACUGACGUACCACAUGUUCCAUUCCUGUGUGACGUGGCCGUACUGACGCCUGCUCACUACAAGAGCAUGAAAUAGGAAUGAUUUGGAUUAGCCACGCACCGGUGCACAAAUCGUAGUUUAUAGAAAACAAAAUCCGUUCGGCAUUCUUUGGCGGUAUGAUCUGAGCAAGCGAUAGAGAUGUGAUUUUAUUUCUGUUCCAAAUCUGAUAGAUGUCAAUUAUAUGUGGAUUUAUUUACACUGUAAAUAAACCUGCCGUAAAACUUCAA
Molecule: messenger RNA, 4149 nt
Organism: Ictalurus furcatus (blue catfish)
Lineage: Eukaryota; Metazoa; Chordata; Actinopteri; Siluriformes; Ictaluridae
Gene: adgrd2
Product: adhesion G protein-coupled receptor D2
Exons: 26
Coding region: 107-3424 (1105 amino acids)
Biological process (GO): adenylate cyclase-activating G protein-coupled receptor signaling pathway; cell surface receptor signaling pathway
Cellular component (GO): membrane
Molecular function (GO): G protein-coupled receptor activity
Source: RefSeq, a predicted model, not a curated record